AUGAGCAGUACCACGCUUUCAAAUGAGAAAUACUUGGAUGCUCACAAUAACAAAUCUUACCCAGCCGAACUUUUAGACCAAUCCUCCGUAGAGAGACGAUUCACUGCCAAGAAAGCUACAACGGAGGAUAAUUAUUCGAUUCACUCAAAAGCUGAUCAACUCUCAGUAACUUCCACAGCUAUUCAUAGAGAAGAGUCGAGAUCAAAAGUGUUUUCAAAAUGGUGGUCAAAAGUAAUGGGCGAUAUAUAUGCCAACGAUGAUCCACACAGUUACUCAAAAUUAAGGAAAAAUCUGAUUAUCUUCAUUGUCGCUUUGGGCGGCAUCAGUGGCCCCAUCGGUAGUAUGAUCUACAUGCCUGGUCUAGUUACAGUUUCAAGAGAUUUGAAUACACCGAUGACGGCUAUUAACGGUACAGUUUCUGCGUAUGUAAUUUGCAUGGGCAUUGCACCGCUAUUUUGGGCUAGCAUGUCGGACGCCUAUGGAAGAAAGCCCAUGUAUAUUUAUAGCUUGAUCAUUAGUGUUGUUGCAGCUAUUCUUUGUGCUGUAUCCACUAACAUUGGUAUGCUUAUCGUCUUCCGUGCUGUUCAAGCUUGUGGCAGUUCAUCGGGCCAAACGCUUGGUGCUGGUGUAAUUGCUGAUACAAUCGCUCCUCAAGAUCGUGGCAAAGCUUACGGUAUCUUCUAUAUAGGACCCUUAUUAGGCCCUGUAAUUGGACCUACUAUAGGUGGUGUCCUUUGUCAAUACUUGGGCUGGCGUUCAACCUUUUACUUUAUAGCUAUUCUUUCAGUGGUUCUUUUGCUUUUGAUCUUAUUCUGCCUUCCUGAAACACUCCGUAGAAAGCAGGUCGAAAUUGCUCCGGACGAAGUUGGUCAAGUGGUUGUCAAGAAAGAAAGGUUUAAAGCACUUGAAAAUUUAAAAGCCGCUUUUGCACCAAUGUUGGUUAUGCUUGGUGACCCAACAGUUGUUGUUAUUACAAUCUAUAAUACCAUUAUUUUUGCUUGCCUAUACUUUCUUACACCUACCAUUUCGGAAACAUUUGAAAAACUUUAUGGUUACACUUCUACCAUUGUAGGUCUUUGCUAUCUUGUUUUCGGUUUCGGUCUCAUGUGUGGCUCUGUCUUGAGCGGUCGAUAUUCAGACUUUUUGGUCAAGAAAUUACGCGAAAAGAAGGGACCAGAAAAUAUCUAUCCUGAACUAAGACUACGAGCAACUUUCCCAGCAUUUGUUUUGAUUCCUAUCGGUUAUUUAAUUUAUGCCUGGACAGCAGAAAAAGGUGUUGGCGUUUAUGGACCCUUAAUUGGUCUUUAUAUCUAUGCUUUAGGACAAAUGUGUGCUUUUACCCCAACUUCUGUUUAUCUGGUAGACUCAAAACCGGGCAGGUCUGCUAGUGCUGUUGCCAUCAAUAAUUGUGUCCGUUCCAUCGUUGGCGCUAUUUCGACUAUUUUUUCAAGUAGUGCUGUUGAAGCAGCGGGCCCAGGAAUUCUGUAUACGAUCCUGGCUGCAAUCAAUGUAGCUAAUUGUCUUACUGUUGUGGCUGUAAUGAUUUUUGGAAGAAAAUGGAGGACGGAUUUUGAAAAGAGGACUGGUACAGGCUUUGAAAGCAACAUCAAUGCUGAACCUACGUCUAAACCAGAAAGUAAAGAAAGGAGAAGUUCUGCAGAAUAUGCAGACGAGUUGUGUAUUGUCCAUUCUAGAAUGAGUGCCGUAUAG
Mycotypha africana is the source of this 1710-nucleotide messenger RNA. Its product is annotated as major facilitator superfamily domain-containing protein. Gene Ontology annotation, molecular function: polyamine transmembrane transporter activity. The transcript is spliced from 6 exons. Lineage: Eukaryota; Fungi; Mucoromycota; Mucoromycetes; Mucorales; Mycotyphaceae. Bases 1 to 1710 code for a protein of 569 amino acids. The record is from RefSeq and is a predicted model, not a curated record. Gene Ontology annotation, biological process: intracellular polyamine homeostasis; transmembrane transport.